Messenger RNA from Melanotaenia boesemani (Boeseman's rainbowfish), 971 nucleotides. RefSeq lists its product as uncharacterized. Bases 26 to 928 code for a protein of 300 amino acids. Lineage: Eukaryota; Metazoa; Chordata; Actinopteri; Atheriniformes; Melanotaeniidae. The record is from RefSeq and is a predicted model, not a curated record. The transcript has 8 exons.
ACUGGAUAGAGCAAUACCAGGUAGAAUGAUAUCAGGUAGAAUGAUACCAGGUAGAAUGAUAUCAGGUAGAAUGAUACCAGGUAGAAUGAUAUCAGGUAGAAUGAUACCAGGUAGAAUGAUAUCAGGUAGAAUGAUACCAGGUAAAACAAUACUAGAUGGAAUGAUACCGGGUAGAAUGAUACCAGGUAGAAUGAUACUGGAUGGAGCAAUACCAGGUAGAAUGAUACCAGGUGGAACGGUACUGGAUGGAGCGAUACCAGUUACAAUGAUACCAGAUAGAAUGGUACUGAAUGGAGCGAUACCAGUUAGAAAGAUACGAGUUAGAAUGAUACCAGUUACAAUGAUACCAGUUAGAAUGAUACCAGGUAGAAUGAUACCAGGUAGAACGGUACUGGAUGGAGCGAUACCAGUUACAAUGAUACCAGUUAGAAUGAUACCAGGUAGAAUGAUACCAGGUAGAACGGUAAUGGAUGGAGCGAUACCAGUUACAAUGAUAUCAGGUAGAAUGAUACCAGGUAGAACGAUACUGAAUAAAGCGAUACCAGUUAGAAUGAUACAAGGUAGAAUGAUACCAGGUAUGACAGUACUGGAUGGAGCGAUACCAGUUAGAAUGAUACCGGGUAGAAUGAUACUGGAUGGAGCGAUACAAGUUAGAAUGAUACCAGGUAGAAUGAUACUGGAUGGAGCGAAACAAGUUAGAAUGAUACCAGCAAUACCAGGUAGAACAAUAAUAGGUAGAAUAAUACUGGACAGAGCGAUACCAGGUAGAAUGACAUCAGGUAGAACAGUACUGGAUGGAGCGAUACCAGGUAAAAUUAUACAAGAUAGAACGAUACUUGAUGGAGCAAUACCAGGUAAAACGAUACAAAAUAGGCCAAUACUGGAUGGAGCAAUGAUACCAGGUAGAAUUAUACUGGCAGAGCGAUAACAGGUAGAACAAUACAAGAUGGAUAGAUGGAUGGAUGGAUGGA